AUGGGUGAUGUUGAAAAGAGCAAGAAGAGUUUUGUUCAGAAGUGUGCCCAGUGCCAUACUGUGGAAAAGGGAGGCAAGCACAAGACUGGCCAAACUCCAUCGAUUAUUGGGCAAAAGACAAGUUAGGCCCUUGGAUUUUCUUACACGGAUGCCAACAAGAACAAAGGCAUCACCUGGGGAGAGGAAACCCUGAUGGAGUAUUUGGAGAAUCCCAAGAAGUACAUCCCUGGAACAAAAAUGAUCUUCGCUGGCAUUAAGAAGGCAGGGGAAAGAGCAGACUUAAUAGCUUAUCUCAAAAAAGCCACUAAGGAGUAA
Molecule: messenger RNA, 315 nt
Organism: Canis lupus familiaris (dog)
Lineage: Eukaryota; Metazoa; Chordata; Mammalia; Carnivora; Canidae
Product: cytochrome c-like
Biological process (GO): mitochondrial electron transport, ubiquinol to cytochrome c; mitochondrial electron transport, cytochrome c to oxygen
Cellular component (GO): mitochondrial intermembrane space
Molecular function (GO): heme binding; electron transfer activity
Source: RefSeq, a predicted model, not a curated record